Molecule: messenger RNA, 255 nt
Organism: Closterium sp. NIES-65
Lineage: Eukaryota; Viridiplantae; Streptophyta; Zygnematophyceae; Desmidiales; Closteriaceae
Source: the annotation of a GenBank genome assembly
AUGCCACGUGUCCCCCGCAGGCUGCGCCACCGUGGUCCCGACUGGAGCGUACACACGUUCGGCAAUAACUUCCUCGCGCACGAACGGCUAGCCGACAUCGACCCGGCGUCCGGCCACCGGCCGUUACGCAAAGAGGACGGCAACAUCGUGGUGGCCGUCAUCGGCGAGAUCUACAACUACCAGCAGCUGAGGGACGAGCUGCAGCAUCGCCACACGUUCAACACUGGCAGCGAUUGCGAAGUCAUCGCGCGUCUC